GGAGGGUAGGAAGACAGAAUCUCUCUCUCUCUAUAAAGACUCUCACAAGAGCUUUUACUCCCAAGACUUCCCUCUCUCUUCUUCUUCUCCCCUCGUUUUCUCUUCCCUUACAUGCAAAAUAGAAUAGACAUGGAGCUUGGAUUAAGCUUGGGAGAUGCAGCUACUGCUUCAAAGCCAUUUGGGUUCAUGGAGAAAUCUACAAAGCUCACCAACAAAGCCAGUUUAGGGUUUUGCAUGGGCUUAUCAAUUGGUCAAAAUCACACACCACAAGAAGAUGAAGAUAAAGAGAAACACGGCAAUAAUGAUCAUAAAUCUGACAAUACAAACACAACAACAGCAGCAGAAGCCAAUAAGAGAAAAAGUCUGACAGUAGACACCACCGAUUCACCUAUCCAGCUCGAUCUUCUCCCUAACACUCCUGUCCCUCGUAACCGAAACAGCUCCCCCACUUAUGUGGUCUAUGAUAAUGGUAACAUGUCAAGAGGUUUUGAUGUGAAUAGAUUCCCUGCUGUGAUGGUUCAUGAAGAUCAGGCUGAUCAAGAUGUGGCUGCCCUUUCAUCUUCACCACCGAACAGUGCAACCUCUUCUUUUCAAAUGGAUUUUUGCAUGUACAGUAGUAAAGGUAGAAGUGAAUCACAUAAUGAAGCUGAUCAAGCUGAAAGAGCUUCUUCAAGAGCCAGUGAUGAAGAUGAAAAUGGUAGCGCUAGAAAGAAACUCAGGCUCUCUAAAGAUCAGUCUGCUUUUCUUGAAGAAAGCUUCAAAGAGCACAAUACGCUUACUCCUAAACAAAAGCUUGCACUUGCUAAAGAGCUUAAUCUCCGUCCUCGCCAAGUAGAAGUCUGGUUUCAAAAUAGAAGAGCAAGGACCAAAUUGAAGCAAACUGAAGUGGAUUGUGAGUACUUGAAGAGAUGUUGUGAGACAUUAACAGAAGAGAAUAGAAGAUUACAUAAGGAGCUUCAAGAAUUAAGAGCUUUAAAGACUUCAAAUCCAUUUUACAUGCAACUUCCAGCCACAACUCUCACCAUGUGCCCCUCUUGUGAGCGAGUUGCCACCACUUCCACCUCCACCGCAGCCACCACCGCCACCGCCACUCCCACAGCAACCACUGCAACCACCACCACCACAACCAAUAACCAGAACAACACCGCUGACCCCACAUCUAAAACCACAGGGUUGUCGCUUGGUAGUACAAGACCAAGGUUCUAUCCAUUUUCUCACACACAGACUCACCCCCACCAGCACACAGCAUGAUUAACGGGGAGAAUAUUAUAGGAAGGCCUUUGUUUUGAUAUGUACAUAUAUACAAGGCUUCUUGACAGAAUCUUGAUAGGUUAAUUUUGUCUCUUGAUUGGAUUGUUUUUUCUUCCUUCCUUCUUUCAAUUACACUGCGUUUUUUUC
Molecule: messenger RNA, 1398 nt
Organism: Populus nigra (black poplar)
Lineage: Eukaryota; Viridiplantae; Streptophyta; Magnoliopsida; Malpighiales; Salicaceae
Product: homeobox-leucine zipper protein HOX11-like
Exons: 4
Coding region: 112-1251 (379 amino acids)
Biological process (GO): regulation of DNA-templated transcription
Molecular function (GO): sequence-specific DNA binding; DNA-binding transcription factor activity, RNA polymerase II-specific
Source: RefSeq, a predicted model, not a curated record